Molecule: messenger RNA, 3741 nt
Organism: Lachancea fermentati
Lineage: Eukaryota; Fungi; Ascomycota; Saccharomycetes; Saccharomycetales; Saccharomycetaceae
Source: the annotation of a GenBank genome assembly
AUGAAUGAUGACUUAGUAGAAAAUACUUUGUCCUUUGCUUCCGCACCGCGAGUUGCGCUCAAAGUUAAAAACUUAUCUGUACUUACUGAUAAGGAUAACAUCAUCGUUCACAAUGUAUCGAUGAAAGUUCCAAGCGGGUCCCUAAUAGCCAUAAUUGGUGGUUCUGGCUCAGGUAAAACUACUCUUUUAAAUGUCUUGGCAAAUAAAGUUGCAAAGGGAUUGAAGUAUACCGGUGAAUACAAAAUAGUUCCAGAAUCAGACAGCCCUACAAGCUUUGUAACGACAGCAUACUUGACCCAACAUGAUAUACUGUCUCCAAAGUUAACUUGUAGGGAGAUACUUCAGUAUGCAGCGGAUUUAAAGUCGACCAGCAGUAAAGCAGAAAAGUGUCAACUGGUUGAAGAACUCAUUGCAGAGCUAGGUUUGAAAGACUGUGCGGACACAUAUGUUGGGGAUCCAAAUCACCCUGGUCUGUCAGGAGGUGAAAAGAGAAGGCUUAGCAUUGGUAUUCAAAUGAUUUCAAAUCCCUCACUCAUGUUUUUGGAUGAGCCAACAACAGGACUCGAUGCCUACUCUGCAUAUUUGGCCAUCAAAACGCUAAGGAAAUUAAGCCAUAAGGCGGGAAAGACAUUUAUUAUGAGUAUUCAUCAACCAAGGGCUGACAUUCUUUUUCUAUUGGACCAAAUCUGCAUUCUUUCCAAAGGAUAUAAUGUCUUCUGCUCAUCUGUAAGCAAAAUGGUUCCGUAUUUCCAUAACCUGGGUUACGACGUUCCUGAGCAUGUUAAUCCAGCAGACUUCUUUAUUGAUUUAUGCAGUGUUGAUACCAGGACUACAAACACAACAAAACAAACGGAGGAGAGAUUACAAUUAUUGAAGCAGAGCUGGCAGUCUUAUGAAAAGAACCUUGAUUUCACAAUAGAAGACACAGAAAAAGAUAUCAAACUCUCUUCUCCCAGUGUACCCUUUUGGAGUCAAGUCAAGGUUUUGACGGCAAGAUCUAUUAAACUUAAUCUGCGUGAUACAGUAACUUUUGUUGGUGUCCUCCUUGAGCCUGUUGUCAUCGGAACAAUUGCUGGGUGGAUCUACUAUAAGCCUGAUAAGACCACGUUAAGUGGAAUUCGAACUGUGUCUGGCGCUCUUUAUUCCUCAGGGGCUCUUCAAGGCUAUCUUUUCCAGCUAUUCGAGACUUAUAGACUCUGUGAGAAGGAUAUCAAAGUUUAUGACCGAGAACGCUCCGAAGGUUCGGUGACACCCUUGGCUUUCUUCGUAUCUCGAAGAAUUGCAAACUUUUUGUUGGAGGAUUUCGCGGUUCCAUUUAUCUUUUCCAUCAUCACGUUCUUCAUGUAUGGACUGAACGUAAAUGCAAGAAGCUUUUUCAUCUACUUUUCCGUGGUGCUUCUCGUUCAUCAAACCUCAACUUCUCUGGCAAUGCUUUCUGUUUCAAUUUCUAGAGACUUCUCACAGGCCUCUUUGAUAGGAAAUUUAACGUACACUUUACAGUCAAUGGCUUCUGGAUUUUUCGUAAAUGCGAAGAAAAUGCCUGUUUAUGUCAGAUGGACAAAAUAUAUCGCAUUUAUUUGGUACAGUUUUGGUUGUCUAAUGUCCAAUCAGUUCACAGACUUCGCGUGCAAUCUCGAGGGACAGGAGGGUUGUUAUGGUAAUAUGCUUCUCGAUUCUUUUGGGUACAGCAGAAAUUGGAUUACAGUGCCAAUCAUCGCUGUUUUCUGCUGGGGGAUAGGAUUUUACAUUUUUUCCAUAUUUUUCCUUUAUUGGAAACGAGUGGAUGUCAGUAUGGCGACGAAAGUUAAAAGUAGAAAGAAAGCAGAACUUGGAACCAAAGACGAAAAUAUUGAUGUGGAAUCAUUCAAUUUGGAGACUCCACGAUGCGGCGAGAUCCCAAUAACCAUAGAAAUAUCAGGCCUGACUCUGAGAUUAGAAAAGUUGGAUUUUCUUUCGACUAACGCCCACAAAUUUGGAAAUCACCAAACUAAGUGUAUUCUGAGCCAAAUCGACGCUGUUUUCAAACCCAAUAUGAUAAAUGCAAUAAUGGGUCCCUCUGGCUCGGGAAAGUCAUCGCUAUUAAAUUUAAUAUCCGGUAGACUGAAUUCAACACUUUUUAAAACCUUCCAUACUGAAGGAACCAUAUCAUUCAAUGGCUUGACCAUAUCGCGAAAUAAGUUCAGGGACGUGUGUUCGUUUGUGCCUCAGGAUGAUGAUCACCUACUUGCAAAACUCACUGUCAGGGAAACUUUAUCCUAUGCAGCAGAAUUGAGAUUACAUCAUUUAAGCUCGAGUGAAAGAUCCCUUAGGAUUGAUGAACUUAUCUCUGAGUUGGGUCUGAAACAUUGUGAGAACCACUUGGUCGGUGAUGAAUUAUCAAAGGGCAUAAGCGGGGGCGAAAAACGACGCGUAUCAAUGGGAAUUCAAUUGUUAACCGAUCCUCCUAUUCUCUUACUGGACGAGCCUACUUCUGGACUAGAUAGUUUUACUUCUUUCAAAAUUCUCGAUGUCCUUAACAAGAUUUGCCAGAAACCAGGUAGGACUGUUAUUCUAACCAUCCAUCAACCUCGUGCAGAGCUUUUUGAAGACUUUGGAAACGUUCUUCUCCUCGCUAAAGGAGGUAAUAUAGCCUUCAAUGGUUCUCCUCUAGAAAUGAUGAAGUACUUCAGUGGUCUAGGUUAUUAUUGCCCUCCUCUAACUAAUGUUGCAGAUUUUUUUUUGGAUUUAAUAUCCAUCAAUACGCAAAAUGAUGAAAAUGAAGAGAUAUCGAGUAAAAGAGUGACAAAACUUCUCGAAAACUGGAGAGUGAGACAAAAGGAAAAUGCCAAAGUUUCCGAGAAGUCAAUGACUCAGGAAAAGUUGAUUGAAUUUUUGGAUAUUAACUCAACUAGCAAAGCGGGGUUUGGCGUUGCAUAUAAAGUUACUGUUCGGCGUCAGUUUAAGACAAUGAGAAGAAGCAUGGAUUCUUUAAUUGCAAGGCUAGCCCAAAUACCAGGUCUCGGAAUUAUUUUAGCCCUCUUUUUCGCGCCCAUCAAACACGAUUACACGAGUGUCUCGAAUCGCCUUGGUUUGGUCCAAGAGUCCACUGCCUUGUAUUAUACGGGAAUGCUGACGAACCUAGCAUGCUAUCCCAGUGAGCGCGAUUAUUUCUAUGGGGAGUUCAAUGAUAAUGUUUAUGGAGUAGCUCCUUUCUAUCUGGGGUACAUGACAAUUGAGUUGCCAAUGGCGCUUGCAGGAUCAGCGCUAUACGCCAUUUUCAUAGUCCUAGUUUGCGGUUUGAAUCGAACAGCAGGAAACUUUUUCGCUACUUUGUAUUGUACCUUGAUAAUUGUCACCUGUGGUGAGGCACUGGGGAUCAUAACUAAUACACUAUUUCAGCAGCCGGGAUUUGUGGUUAACAUCGUAUCUAUCGUCUUGUCGAUUGGUACUGUCAUGUCGGGGUUGAUGUCAUUGCAAAUGUCACGUGUGUUAAAGGGCAUCAAUUAUAUCAGUCCAAUGAACUACACAUCUAUGAUCAUGAUCAACAUGGCGUUCCCCGACGAUCUGAGAUUGACAUGCAAGGAUGGAGGACAAACGACUGAUGGAUCUUGUACGUUUUCAACUGGCCGAGAUGUAUUAGAAACCUUUGGUUUGGUUAAAAGCGUUCGAAUAUAUCUAGGAGUUAUUAUUUGCGUGUGGUUUAUUUACAGACUCAUUGCGUAUUUAAUUCUAAAGGCAAAGCUAGAAUGGUUUAGGAAAUGA